UUCCUCACUCAUCCAUGUCCAUUAGCAAAGAAACACGAGCAAGAAUGGAGGUUGUGGUCCUCAUCCAUCACCAUCCAGCUUUUAACCUUUUACCUCUCGAAAUUCCCAAAUCCCAUCUCUUCCACAACCCAAUUUCUCCCAGUUUUCCACCACCCCAGUUGGGUUUUUAAAUCUCUGCCACCACCCUUCUGCAUCCUGAUCAUCCAUGGAGGGUGGCAGCAGCAGCGGCGGAGGAGGAGGGGAAGUGAAGCAGAAGGCCGCGGCCAUGGUGAAGAAGGAGCUUGGAGAAGGCGAAGAUGGAGACGGCAAUGAUGAGUUAGUGAAUGGUUCUGAGGAGGAGGAGAAGAAGAAGAGGGCUGCUGCCAAGAAAGGAUCUGGUGGCAGUUCCACGAACUGUUUGAGGAUGUGCCAAGCCGAGAAGUGCACGGCGGAUCUGAGCGACGCCAAGCAGUAUCACCGGCGGCACAGGGUCUGCGAGCUCCACGCCAAGGCCCCGGUUGUCAUGAUUGCCGGAAUUCGCCAGAGGUUUUGCCAGCAAUGCAGCAGGUUCCAUGAAAUCUCAGAAUUUGAUGAAAAUAAGAGAAGUUGCCGGAGGCGACUGGCUGGGCACAAUGAACGUCGUAGGAAGAAUGCAGCUGAUUCUCACGCAGAAGGCUCGAGCAGGAAGGGGACAGGCACCCAGUUAAAAGAACUGGUUUGUGGGCAGGUCGAUGAAAGGGGGAGGAUUCAAGUAACCAUACAAGAGAAUCCAACUUACAAACAUUUCCAGAUCAGAUAAGGCCUAGCUAACUGCUUAAUCUGAAGCGAUGCUGCUGCUCUCUCUCUUCUGUCACCCAAGUGCUUCCGGGAAAGUGUUUGGUGGAGGUGAUAUGGUCAUUACUCUAAACCCUAUAUAUCAGAAAACUAUCCUAGGAAAAGGCACCAUACCAUCUAUCCCAUGGUCCGAGGUUGCUAGCUAUGGCAAUAGAUAUGAACUAUCCACUAUAUGUACUGCCGAUCAACCCUUAUGAUCAUAUAGAGGCUACUUCUUAUACCCUUCUCUUGUAUGCUUAACUUUCUGUUUUAUCUAAUAAAGCUUGUUGAUUAUAUAUAUAA
Molecule: messenger RNA, 1095 nt
Organism: Diospyros lotus (date-plum)
Lineage: Eukaryota; Viridiplantae; Streptophyta; Magnoliopsida; Ericales; Ebenaceae
Product: squamosa promoter-binding protein 1-like
Exons: 2
Coding region: 206-778 (190 amino acids)
Cellular component (GO): nucleus
Molecular function (GO): DNA binding
Source: RefSeq, a predicted model, not a curated record